Lagenorhynchus albirostris (white-beaked dolphin) is the source of this 1445-nucleotide messenger RNA. It is a transcript of the gene PTGR2, whose product is annotated as prostaglandin reductase 2. The record is from RefSeq and is a predicted model, not a curated record. Gene Ontology annotation, biological process: prostaglandin metabolic process. NCBI's taxonomy places the organism in Eukaryota, Metazoa, Chordata, Mammalia, Artiodactyla, Delphinidae. Gene Ontology annotation, molecular function: 15-oxoprostaglandin 13-reductase [NAD(P)+] activity. The transcript has 10 exons. Bases 159 to 1223 code for a protein of 354 amino acids.
CCGAGGUCUAGUCGUGCGCCUGCGUACUGAGGUCGGAGGGCCGAGGUCGCGCGGCGAACCCCUCGCCAGCUCUGCAAACCGCGCGAGAUUUCCUCCCGAGCUCCUUGGCGGAGUUAUUUUAUACAGAAGUCUUGUGAGACCACUGUGCAAACAAGGUGAUGAUUGUACAAAGAGUGGUAUUGAAUUCCCGACCUGGAAAAAAUGGUAAUCCAGUGGCAGAAAAUUUCCGAGUAGAAGAAGUAAACUUGCCAGAUAAUAUCAAUGAAGGACAAGUACAAGUCAGAACUCUUUACCUUUCUGUGGAUCCUUAUAUGCGUUGUAAAAUGAAUGAAGACACUGGCAGUGACUAUAUAUCACCUUGGCAGCUGUCUCAGGUGGUUGAUGGUGGAGGUAUUGGGAUUAUAGAAGAAAGCAAACACACAAAUUUUACUAAAGGCGAUUUUGUGACUUCUUUCUAUUGGCCCUGGCAAACCAAGGUUAUUCUAGAUGGAAAUAUCCUUGAAAAGGUAGACCCACAGCUUGUGGAUGGACACCUUUCAUACUUUCUUGGAGCUAUAGGGAUGCCUGGUUUGACUUCCUUGAUUGGGAUACAGGAAAAAGGUCAUAUAACUGCUGAAUCGAAUCAGACAAUGGUUGUUAGUGGAGCUGCUGGUGCUUGUGGAUCCUUAGCUGGGCAGAUUGGCCAUUUGAUGGGCUGUUCCAGAGUUGUGGGAAUUUGUGGAACACCUGAGAAGUGCCUCCUUUUGACCUCAGAACUGGGCUUUGAUGCUGCAAUUAAUUAUAAAGAGGGGAGUGUGGCAGAACAGCUCCGUGAAUUAUGCCCCUCUGGAGUGGAUGUUUACUUUGACAAUGUUGGAGGUGACAUCAGUGAUACAGUGAUAAGUCAGAUGAAUCAGAACAGCCACAUCAUCCUAUGUGGUCAAAUUUCUCAGUACAACAAAGAUGUGCCUUAUCCUCCUCCACUACCCUCUGCUGUAGAAGCAAUCCGGAAAGAAAGAAACAUCACAAGAGAAAGAUUUCUGGUGUUAAAUUUUAAGGACAAAUUUGAGCCUGGUAUUCUCCAGCUGAGUCAGUGGUUUAAAGAAGGAAAGCUAAAGAUCAAAGAGACUAUGAUAAAUGGAUUGGAAAACAUGGGAGCUGCAUUCCAGUCCAUGAUGACAGGAGGUAACAUCGGAAAGCAGAUAGUUUGCAUUUCAGAAGAAACCUCUUUGUUAUCUCUGUAAACAUCUUCAUUAAGGAAAUACACAGAUUGCUUUCCGUUUUGCACAAAGAUUUCAAGAUACAUUAAAAAAACCCUUAAGAGUACAGAUACCUUUUGAUUUAAAUGUGAUCAUAGGUGAUAUUUUCUUAGCUGCAUAACAUAAUUCUUUCCUGUGUCUUCAAUAUCAUAUAUGUAUUCUUCAUCCAAUAUGAUUAUUUACAAUAAUAGAUUGAAGUCAAUAUGA